AUGAAAGCAAGAAAGAAGAACGACAGGUUUAGGGCGCCGCCCUUGAAUAACAAACGAGCGAAAGCUGCUGGCAGCAUCAAACAGAGACACCCCUUGGGCAGAAACGGAAUCAGGCUGCAGCAGCGGCUGCAGCAGCAGCAGCAGCAACAGCAGCAGGAGCAGCAGCAGCAGCAGCAGCAGCAGAAGCAACAGAAGCAGGAGCAGCAGCAUCAACAGCAUCAGCACAAAGAUCGGGUGAAGCAAAGAGAAAUAAAAAGACUCACAACAGAUACAGACAGCCAUUCUGUUGCAACGGAGCAGCAGCAGCAGAAGCAGCAGCAGAAGCAGCAGCACAAGCAGCAUCAGCAAGAACCGCACAAAGUCAAGGCAAAGAAGCGGAAACACAAUCACGAGCACCAACAACAGCAGCAGGAGCAGAAGCAUCACCCGGACGGCGAGCAGCAGCAGCAGCAGCAGCAGAAGCAGCAGAAGCAUCAGCAGCAGCAGCAGCAGCAGCUUUCUCGUUGUGUGUUUGUGCGUAACUUACCUUUUGAUGUAAAUGAAGAAGAGCUUUCUGCUGCUCUGCAGCAAUUCGGUGGGCUGGAAAAAAUAUAUUUAAUUAAAAACGACAGAGGAGAGUGCAAAGGAGCUGCCUUUGCUUACUUUGCUGAUGCUAUUGCAGCACAAAGAGCUGUAGCAGCAUCAGCAGCAUUUAUGCAGCAGAAGGAGUCGCUAUCAACUCGGCAGCAAAAGAGGGUAUCGCGUUUGUUAGCAGCGCAGCACCAGCAGCACCAGCAGCAGCUGCUGCUGCACGACGACCUGCAGCAGCAGCAGCAGCAGCAGUCAGCUGCUGCAUGCGGAGCUUCUCUUGUUUUAAAGGGAAGACAGUUUCAGGUUCUACCGGCUCUCAGCAAAGAAAAAGCAAAAGAUUUGCUGCAGUCAAAACAACAAGAAAGGGCUGCUGAGGGUUUGCGCAAGCGCAGUUUGCAGCUGGCGUUCUGCGGCCUGCCUUCAAAACCUUUUAAGGUUGAGCUCGACCCCCAGCAGCAGCAGCAGCAGCAGCAGCAGCAGGAAACAAAGAAGGUCAAAGCUAAGGAGUGGAAAGCAAAAGCAGCAGCAGCCAUAACCAAAGUAGCCAUCAUACGUGAAAAGCGAGAGAAAACAGACAACAACAAAGACACUCAAAACUCUCCUCGUCGUUCUUUAGGGUUUUGUUUUAUCGAUAUUUGUACACACUUCCCCCAGACGCUGCAGCUGCUGCAUGCAAUACGCGACAGCAAAGGCUUCUUCACCAAACCCAGUGAAGUCCUGCAGCAGCAGCAGCAGCAGCAGCAGCAGCAGAGACGGCCGAUUGUGCAGUUUGCGCUAGAAGACGCUCGGAAGGUUAAAAUCAGGGAAGAGAGAAUUGCUGCAUUUGCUGCACUUUUAAAAGGAAAAGAGACAAAAGAAAGGACGGAAGGAGGCGAUAAACAGAAAAAAACGCUUAAAAAGAAAACAUACAGCAGAGGUAUGUCCAAAUAA
This is a messenger RNA of Eimeria acervulina, 1500 nucleotides long. RefSeq lists its product as hypothetical. NCBI's taxonomy places the organism in Eukaryota, Apicomplexa, Conoidasida, Eucoccidiorida, Eimeriidae. Bases 1 to 1500 code for a protein of 499 amino acids. The transcript has 6 exons. The record is from RefSeq and is a predicted model, not a curated record. Gene Ontology annotation, molecular function: RNA binding.